Molecule: messenger RNA, 1167 nt
Organism: Penicillium canescens
Lineage: Eukaryota; Fungi; Ascomycota; Eurotiomycetes; Eurotiales; Aspergillaceae
Exons: 2
Coding region: 1-1167 (388 amino acids)
Biological process (GO): RNA polymerase II preinitiation complex assembly; transcription initiation at RNA polymerase II promoter
Cellular component (GO): transcription factor TFIID complex; nucleus
Molecular function (GO): protein heterodimerization activity; transcription coactivator activity
Source: RefSeq, a predicted model, not a curated record
AUGUCGUCACCACCGCCCUCCAACCCUCUCAAACGACCAUCGAUCUCCUCCUCCGCCUCACAACCACUCGGCAAAAAGCCGCGCAUGCACCCACUGCGCCAAACCUCCUUUCCUGCACAUGUGGACGCUGGCGAGCGCAGCUUCGGGGCAACCAGUGAUGCCGGAAGCGUGACAGGGAGCUUCACAGGGAGUCUCGGUGGAGCGAGCGCGGAUGGAGUCUUUUCUGGUGCAGCAAAGGGCAAGAAGCGAGGGAGAAAAAGCAAAGCUGAGAAAGAGCGUGAGCGGGAGCGCGAAGAUGUCCUCAGCGCUAGGGCAGGAGAUUCCACGCGAUUCGGGUCGGUUGAUAACGAGGGCUCCGUUCGAGGUGGACCUUCUGGCGGCGGCGGAGGUGGUGGCGGCGGUGCAGAUGAUGGAGAUGAUGAUGAGGACGACGACGAGGGGGAGCUACUUGGGCGGGAAGAGGGUACUACGGAUACCGAGGCUGAGAAGAAGAAUCUUGCGAUCCUGGUUGAUGCUUUCAAUCCUAUGCAAUCAGAGAGAUACGACCUCUUCAAGCGAGCGAAAUUGCGCAAAGAAACACUCCGCCGUAUCGUCAACCAUGCUCUAUCACAAUCCGUCCCAGCCAGCGUGGUCACCACGGUCAACGGUUUCACCAAGGUCUUUGCCGGUGAAAUGAUCGAAAUGGCACGGACAGUGCAAGCCCAAUGGGCUGUCGCGCACGAUCUAGCCGCACGCGAUGCAUUCGAGGCUGAAGAAGCCGCAGCCGAAGCCGCAGCGCAGGCAAGAGCUUCAGGUCUAACCACAAAUUCGAAACCCUCAACACCAACCCCUGGAGGCACCCCAGUCCCCGGCUCUGCCAGUAAUGUCAAGAAAGAACCCCAUGACUCUGACCGCACGCCUGCAUCCUCUAUUCCCCCUCACCACAACUCUGCACCCUCUUCUCAUCCCACUACUCCUCUCCGUCCCAAACGUGAAUUCCGCCCCCCUCCAAACCCACACCGUGGUCAGCUUCUACCCUCACAUCUGCGCGAAGCCGUACGGCGCGUCAAGCGUGAUGGCGAAGGUGGUGGUGUCGGUUACUCGGGAUUGAGUAUGGAGAAUCUGGGAGUCCGAGGUGCAUUCACAUGGAACUCAGGAAGUGCUGGUGGAAGACGGCUGUUUCGAUAA